CUGAGAAGACUGCCACCAGCUGUGGAUCCCCUUACCCAGAGUGCCUCCACCAUGGCCAGCCUCAGCCUCCCCUGCUGCCUGCUGGGCCUCCUGGCUCUGACCUCUGCCUGCUACAUCCAGAACUGCCCCCUGGGAGGCAAGAGGGCCGUGCUGGAGCUGGACGUGCGCAAGUGCCUCCCCUGCGGCCCCGGUGGCCAAGGGCGCUGCUUCGGGCCCAGCAUCUGCUGCGGGGACGAGCUGGGCUGCUUCGUGGGCACAGCUGAGGCGCUGCGCUGCCAGGAGGAGAACUACCUGCCAUCGCCCUGCCAGUCGGGCCAGAAGCCCUGCGGGAGCGGGGGCCGGUGCGCGGCCGCCGGCUUCUGCUGCAGCUCAGAUGGCUGCCGCACCGACCCCGCUUGCGACCCCGAGACCAACUUUUCUGAAUGAUGACUUGGGGUGGUACUUCGAACAUAUCCCACCGCACCUCUUCCUUUCCAAAGCACCCCUAAAGUAAUGAGAAUCAAACAAAACCACCGCGGUGGCACUCGCCUGUAUACCUAGUGACUGAUGUCUGGGCAGGAAGAUCCCAAGUUCGAUGCCAUGGAGCCCCUGUCUUAAAGUGAAAAACGAUUGGGGCUGAGGAUGUAGCUCAGUGGUGGAGCAGCCCUGUGUGCAAUCCCCUCUACUGCAAAAAUAAAUAAAAUAAAAUGAAAGCAGA
Ictidomys tridecemlineatus (thirteen-lined ground squirrel) is the source of this 697-nucleotide messenger RNA. Its product is annotated as oxytocin-neurophysin 1. The record is from RefSeq and is a predicted model, not a curated record. Gene Ontology annotation, cellular component: extracellular region; secretory granule. NCBI's taxonomy places the organism in Eukaryota, Metazoa, Chordata, Mammalia, Rodentia, Sciuridae. Gene Ontology annotation, molecular function: V1A vasopressin receptor binding; oxytocin receptor binding; neurohypophyseal hormone activity.